Molecule: messenger RNA, 549 nt
Organism: Staurois parvus
Lineage: Eukaryota; Metazoa; Chordata; Amphibia; Anura; Ranidae
Source: the annotation of a GenBank genome assembly
GGCAACUCCGCGGAAGUGGGAGCGGGUACCUGUCAAAUUCAGGUCAAGCAGUCUCUGGUCAUCCCCUGCACUGUCUGCAGUCUCUUGGACAUUCCCUUACUGUCUGCAGUUCUCUGGUCAUUCCCUGCACUGUCCGCAGUCUCUGGUCAUUCAAUGCACUGUGUCCACAGUCUCUGGUCAUUCCCUGCACUGUCUGCAGUUCUCUGGUCAUUCCCUGCACUGUGUCCGCAGUCUCUGGUCAUUCCCUGCACUGUCCGCAGUCUCUGGUCAUUCCCUGCACUGUCCGCAGUCUCUGGUCAUUCCCUGCACUGUGUCCGCAGUCUCUGGUCAUUCCCUGUACUGUGUCCACAGUCUCUGGUCAUCCCCUGUACUGUGUCCGCAGUCUCUGGUCAUCCCCUGUACUGUGUCCGCAGUCUCUGGUCAUCCCCUGUACUGUGUCCGCAGUCUCUGGUCAUUCCCUGUACUGUGUCCGCAGUCUCUGGUCAUCUGCACUAUGUCCGCAGUCUCUGGUCAUCUCCUGUACUAUGUCCGCAGUCUCUGGUCAUCUCC